AAAAAACUAACAUACUGACAAACUCCCCUGCCUGCAAUUGCCUCCCCCCCGGCAUGACCAGCCGGGCAACCGGCAUGACCAGCUAGGCAGCCGGCAUGCCUGCUCUCCGCCAUCUGUCUCCCCUGGCAGCGAAUCGUCCACUACUCCGUGUCUAGUGGCUCCAGCCGGAUGCCUCCAACGCCACCACAUUCUCACAGGGGCCACAGCCAUCCACAUUUCCGUACAGGUAAUAGUUGGUCUCCGAGGCAUCGUGCUUCCGACCGACCAUCUUCGCAACGACCGACCCCCCUGCCACAGAGCUGCCAGCCCAGGGCUCCCGGCUCCAUCUUCCAGCCCCAUCACUUCUAUCAGCGACUGGACAGUUGCCCGCCCCCAGCACGCCCUCAAGGAGAUGCACAUCCCUUUCCACUGGACUGACAACAAAGCCCAGCUGUUCCUGCUGCUGACUACCUCCACUUACGCUCCUGGUGUCACACACUCGCGGCGCAUCGAUUGUAUCAUCACGCAGUCCAUCGCAGCAGACUGCACAAUCGUCCCUCACACAUGCAUCCCCCAUCCCAACAUCCCUAUUUCUUCUCUUCCUUCUUCCUUCAACCUCACGAACCUCGCUCCAGCAGCCACAUCCAGCUACCCAGCCCAGGGACCCACUGCAUACCACGCCUCUGCAAACGCCGCCACUGCUGGUCGAGGCCGCCCCCUACCAUCAGCCCAGCUGCUCCGCCUGCCAUCACCCCACCGACCUCCAGCAACUCCACCUUGGUUAUCCAGUGUGCCUCCGACCCGUCUUCCUUCAUCCUCACACCCCUCGGCCAUUUCAACCUCCCUCAGGCAGCAGAUCAUAUCAGGAUAUUCAUCUUCAUUCAUCGACUCAACCCUUGAGUCGAUGUUCCUCCUGGCAUUCUUCAGCUUCCUAAGAUGCUCAGAAUUCACCUCCGCCACUUCUAAAACUUUACCCAAUCAACUCAACUACCUCCUCUGCCUGAUCCCAACACCUGCGAAGCCAACAUAGGACCACCGGCAGCCCAGCCUUCGACAUCACCAUUCCACGGCAAGAAGAUACCAGAGCAGGGACCCAGGCCAUCCAGCACACAUACCACGGGGAGGAAGAUGAAGCCACACCCACUCUGAGUCUUGACCGCCUCCCUCCUGGUUCCUAGAUGGCUUGGCAACCCGCACCCCCUCUUAAAGCCCCCUCUUCUUGACCCCUUUUCCUCAUCCAACCACCCCGACCCCCCCUUUUCUAUCCUUUCCAAAUCUUCCCAACAUUUAAAUAAACU
Molecule: messenger RNA, 1277 nt
Organism: Acanthopagrus latus (yellowfin seabream)
Lineage: Eukaryota; Metazoa; Chordata; Actinopteri; Spariformes; Sparidae
Exons: 5
Coding region: 392-1009 (205 amino acids)
Source: RefSeq, a predicted model, not a curated record